AGAGAUGCUACCAAUCAUCAAAAAACUGAGGACAUCCAGAUGUUGCAACACCGAAGCACCCAGCACCUCCUCUGCACCACCACCAAGGGCCUCCUCAACUCCUCCGGCACACAGCACCUCCUCUGCACCAACACCCAGGGCCUCCUCAACUCCUCCGGCACACAGGACCACCAUUUCAGCUGAAGACCAUGCAAGAGAGGAAGGGGAUGAAGAUGAUCUGCAGUCACAGGCUGGGACAGAGACUGAACAAAAACUAUACUGGAGCCAUGCAGCAGUUCUGCUCCUCAUAGAUCUGAGACAGAGACUGCAACACCUCUUCAGCAGCACUACAGUGUCCAUGAAGCAGGCAUGGAAAUCUGUUGCAGAUCGGAUGAGUGAAAAGGGCUUUCACUUCACAGGACCUGAAUGUGACAGGAAAUUCCGCAGCAUGAAGUCAAGACACCGGACCAUUGUGGGGUGCAAUAAGACAACUGGGAGUGGCCGAUCAACAUGGCGCUAUUUCUCCCUAAUGGAACAUCUCACACAGGGCGACCCUGCAGUGGAGCCACUUGCUCCUGUUGGUAGCUUGCCCACCACACAUACACAGGAGAGGAGUAGUGUGGAUGGGGAAACAGUGGCAGAAGAACCCCCAGCUACUGCAGCUCUUAGACGGAGGAGAUCCUCAUCUGGUGACAGGAUGGAGUCAGCAAUCACUGCUCUGAGGAGAGACCUCCUCACCAUGCAUCAGGAGAGGAUGGAGCUAGGGACUAGGAGGGUGGUGGCCGAGGAGAGUAUUGCGCAAUUCUUGAAAGAAAAACCAAAAUAA
Molecule: messenger RNA, 805 nt
Organism: Haliotis rubra (blacklip abalone)
Lineage: Eukaryota; Metazoa; Mollusca; Gastropoda; Lepetellida; Haliotidae
Exons: 5
Coding region: 5-805 (266 amino acids)
Source: RefSeq, a predicted model, not a curated record